Ricinus communis (castor bean) is the source of this 1937-nucleotide messenger RNA. Its product is annotated as tubulin gamma-1 chain. The transcript is spliced from 12 exons. The coding region runs from base 179 to 1603 and encodes 474 amino acids. Lineage: Eukaryota; Viridiplantae; Streptophyta; Magnoliopsida; Malpighiales; Euphorbiaceae. Gene Ontology annotation, cellular component: gamma-tubulin complex; centrosome; spindle. Gene Ontology annotation, biological process: mitotic sister chromatid segregation; meiotic spindle organization; mitotic spindle organization. Gene Ontology annotation, molecular function: GTP binding; structural constituent of cytoskeleton. The record is from RefSeq and is a predicted model, not a curated record.
UUACUGUAAGCGCAAGUCAAAAUUUCCGGGAUUCACUUCCCUCAAAAUCUUUUUCCCUCUCCUCUCUGCUUUUUUUAAAAACCCUACGCGCCAGAUACUCUCAUUUCAUUUUUUUUUCUUUUGGUUCUUUCUCUCGAUCCCAUACCCUAGUUUGCGUAUAGAGAAAAAAGAGAGAAAAAUGCCAAGAGAAAUAAUAACAUUGCAGGUUGGACAAUGUGGGAACCAGAUCGGCAUGGAAUUCUGGAAGCAGCUCUGCCUUGAGCACGGAAUCAGUAAAGAUGGCAUUCUUGAGGAUUUCGCCACUCAGGGAGGUGACAGGAAGGAUGUGUUCUUUUACCAAGCUGAUGAUCAGCAUUACAUACCACGAGCUUUACUCAUAGAUUUGGAGCCUAGGGUAAUCAAUGGUAUUCAAAAUAGUGAAUACCGGAAUCUCUACAAUCAUGAGAACAUCUUUGUUUCUGAUCAUGGUGGUGGCGCUGGAAAUAACUGGGCUAGUGGAUAUCAUCAGGGAAAAGGGGUUGAAGAGGAUAUAAUGGACAUGAUUGAUAGAGAAGCUGAUGGGAGUGAUAGUCUUGAGGGCUUUGUUCUCUGCCACUCAAUUGCUGGAGGGACAGGCUCAGGUAUGGGUUCAUAUCUGUUGGAGACUCUGAAUGAUCGUUAUAGCAAAAAGCUGGUUCAGACAUACAGUGUAUUUCCUAACCAGAUGGAGACAAGUGAUGUUGUGGUCCAGCCCUACAACUCACUUUUAACACUCAAGAGACUGACACUAAAUGCUGAUUGUGUUGUUGUUCUUGACAACACUGCGUUGAAUAGAAUUGCUGUGGAACGCCUACAUCUAUCAAAUCCUACAUUUGCUCAAACUAACUCUUUGGUAUCUACUGUCAUGUCUGCAAGCACAACCACAUUGCGGUAUCCUGGAUAUAUGAACAAUGACUUGGUCGGUCUUCUUGCCUCUUUAAUUCCAACACCAAGAUGUCACUUUCUUAUGACAGGAUAUACACCACUCACAGUAGAGCGCCAGGCUAAUGUGAUACGUAAAACUACUGUACUCGAUGUGAUGAGAAGACUUCUGCAGACAAAGAAUAUUAUGGUGUCCUCUUAUGCGAGAACAAAAGAAGCCAGUCAAGCAAAGUACAUCUCGAUUUUGAACAUAAUUCAAGGAGAAGUGGACCCUACUCAGGUUCAUGAAAGUUUACAGAGGAUUCGUGAAAGAAAGCUUGUUAACUUUAUUGAGUGGGGCCCUGCUAGCAUACAGGUCGCUCUAUCAAGAAAGUCUCCAUAUGUCCAAACUGCCCAUAGGGUAAGCGGUCUCAUGCUAGCAAGCCAUACUAGCAUACGGCACCUCUUCAGCAAAUGUUUGAGCCAAUAUGAGAAGCUGAGAAAGAAGCAAGCUUUUCUUGACAAUUACCGGAAAUUUCCAAUGUUUGCUGACAACGAUCUCUCAGAAUUUGAUGAAUCUAGGGAUAUAAUUGAGAGUUUGGUUGAUGAAUACAAAGCCUGUGAAUCCCCAGAUUACAUCAAAUGGGGAAUGGAGGAUCCUGACCAACUUCUUACAGCAGAAGGCAAUGCAGCUGGAACUGUGGAUCCAAACUUAACAGUUUAAGCAUGCUAAGUUAAGGUCAUGCAUGUCUAGGAAGGUGUUGUGCCAAAAUGCACAGUGGAGAAGUGAGUGUAAAUAAGAGACCAGUGUUGUGGGCAGCUUGAUGUUUUACGGUUUGCUAAUUGUUUGGCUAUUUGAUUCUCUUAAGCUUCUUCCUCUAAAUCAUGAUUUCAUUUUGAAGAUUCAGAUUUGCACCUGUAUUAGGGUUUCUCAAUAUUGUUACUGUAGAGUUGGUGUUCUGUUAUCUAGGGAAUAUAUCCAAUGCUUUACAGGUGUUUUGUAACUUUGGGGGGGUAAAUGAGUAAGUUAUUGCAAUUUAUGAAAUCAUUUUACCCAA